Molecule: messenger RNA, 1095 nt
Organism: Aspergillus versicolor CBS 583.65
Lineage: Eukaryota; Fungi; Ascomycota; Eurotiomycetes; Eurotiales; Aspergillaceae
Exons: 3
Coding region: 1-1095 (364 amino acids)
Source: RefSeq, a predicted model, not a curated record
AUGUCCCACGACCAAAGCGAGAUGACUCGCAAGGUAAUUAGCAUCUCGCCCAACUGGGAUACUCGAGUCACAGUACAUGAAUAUGAAUCCUCACGGGACCAAAAUAACAAACAAGUCCAGAUAAUAUCAAACAGUGCUGUGUUUGAAGUCCAGCGAGAGAUAUUGUCAAGCAUUGAAUAUUUCACCGCAAUGUUCAAAGGCCAAUGGAGAGAAUCGGACGAGCAAGACAUAUCCUUGCACGAAGAUGAAGUCGAGGCCAUGGAAAUACUGUUUCGGGGUAUGCACAAUACAGUCGACAUGACUCCCUCCUCUCCGGUUUCUGUUGCAACGAUUUGGAACCUGAUCGGUGCAUGCGCUAAGUAUCAGGUCGAGUUUCGACAUGGGACGCUCAAAACCUGGUUAGUCUCGUGGUACGAAGCCAAACGCCGGUCUACCAUAUACGUUGCCGACUACUUCCUUGAGAGAACCUUACUAUAUCCCUUUUACGCUUUUGACUACCCGGAAGGGUUCCAGAAAAUUUCCCAUACUCUAGCCUAUGGUAGUAGGGGCCAUAUAUCCGAAUAUAAUCCCACUAAUCGCCAUGUCUUACACCUACCCCCCAGAGUGAUGCAGCAGUUGAAUGCAGCCCGCGGCCGCCUCCGCAAUAUCCUUCACAAUGGUCUGUUUGAACACGCCGCUAACAUGCUCCGUCACGCCACAUGUUCGUGUAAGGAGAAAACUUUCUUCGAGUAUUUCAAAGAACUCGAAUCCAUCGAAGUCUGGCCUCUAGAAAAUACCAUGAAGCAUCGCAGUAUCGACGAUAUUAUCGGCAACCUUCGAGGGUUCAACGCCUCCAAAGUCACCGCUCACCUGAAGAAAGCGAGAUCGAAAGACUGGAAGGGCAUAGUUUCAUCCACGGCAGACACUGUGAAGGGAUACUUUCAUGGAUUAUGCCUCGAUUGUAUGAGCGUGACCAAGGCCCUGCAGGAAGGUCGGGACCCCGACCAUGAGUACUGGUGCAGUGGUAAACGCUUGAAAUGGGACUCCAACUGUCGGGUCACUCAUGGUGAGCCUGGUAUUUCAGCUUUAUGGGCCGCCGGGAGAAGCGAGGGAUGA